UGCCGAGCGCGGCCAUGGCCUUCUCGGGGCACCGGCCGGAGCUGUUCCGCUGGCGGCGCCUCACGGCCGAGGCCGGAACGACGCCAAAGUUUGACUCUGACAAUGUGGAGCACUGGAUCAAGAGAGUGGAUCAAGCCUCUGAAUAUGCAGUCUCUGAAGCUUUUUCCUUUCAAAAGCCAAGUUAUCUACAAGGGUUUUGUGGUCCUGUGAUGAAUCUGGAAAGCAUGGAGCAGCUGCAAGAUCAUGAUGAGGCCUAUGAGGAAGCUCAAGAGCUGCUCAGUAACUGGAUAAAGUCCAAACUACAACUGGAGUUGACAAGUGAUGGAGAAGAGGAAGUUGGCUCUGUCCUCCUGGAAGAGCCUUCUGCAGUCUUUCUCAAGUACCAGCGGUUUGAUGACUUGUGCAGCUAUCUGGAACACGAACUGGAAAGUUCUUCUGUGCAAGAAUACCUGAAGCAUCUUUUGCAGAGUAAAGUGGUAGACUGUGGGAUAGUGGAAGACCUGAGAAUUGAAGAUACCAAGAAAAAACAAAAACCUGCAGAUCCACGAAUAACCAUGAAGCUCAGACACAAGCAGGUGAAAGAAAAUCGAAUGAAGUAUCAGAAGGCACUGGAGCUUCAGAGACAAGAAAAGGCUCUUAAAAAAUCAGUCUUGUUUGAGGCCAAGCAGCAAGCACAGGAGGAAGACAGAAGGAAGGCACUGCAGGCCAAGCAGGAGGAAAAUGCAAUCCAGAGGGAGAUGGUGAAGCUGCGAAAGGAAAUGGCUGAGAAGAGGCACAUCAUGGCAGAAGCAUGGAGAAUGGAAAGGAAAAGACAAGAGAAAAGUCAGAAGCUGUCAAUGCAGGAGGUAUUUGUUACUGUGCCACUGCUGCUGGACCUGAAGAAAGAAGAGCAAGGAGAGGAAAAACAGAGAAAGGUUCAGGAGCUGCUGAGUAGGAUUCAGACCGAUAACCAGAAAUGCCUGCAACGACAUUUCUCUGCUUGGUUCAAACUCAUUCUGGAACACAGAAUUAAAAUGGGGAAAGCUAGAGCCUUUGCUGACUGGAAAUGCCAACUGAAGGCCCUGCAAGCCUGGAGAAACUAUAACUGGGCCCAGAAAGUGGAACGGGAGACACAGCAAUUAGAAGUUCAUCUCCAAGAUCAAAACAGGAAAAAACAACUGUCUGUGGAGCAUAACCAGCGGCGGCUUUUGCACCCUUGCUUUCUGGCAUGGCAGCGCUGGAGCCAAGGAGAGGCAGAAAAACGAGAGCUGCAAAUCAAGAGAGGGGAGACAAAGAAAAAGAUGGCACAACUGCUGGAGGCAGUGUCACUGGGAAAGGAUUGCCAGGAUGAGCCACCAGAGGUUGGCAAGACUGGGACAGCUAAAAUGAGUCAGAAUCAACCUUUGCAGCAAGAAAAGUCAACUGAAACCUGCUUCAUACAAGAAGACCCUGACCAUGCCAGAGACCACUCCUGUUGGGAUGCUUCUUAUGCACCUCAUCCUCAUUCCUACAGAAAACCCAAGUUUGCCUGGCAGAUUACCCGAAAACAUGCAACCCUGAGUGCCCAGGAUCGGGCUGUGUGCAGGAAUCAAAUAGCCACCGUCCCGCAGCAGUUUCAGGCACCUAGCCCAAAGACUGCCCUUGCUUAUGGUAGUUGUUUUGAGCACCGUCAUGCCUUCCAGCAACAACUGAUUGAGAAGCAGAGGCGGCAGCUUCAGGAACAGCAAGAGCUGAUCCUUGAACUGCAGGAAAAUCAGAGACUGAACAGAGCUAAAGAAGAAGCAGCACAAGCCACAGCUGUCACGCUAGCACUUAACAACCCUGUCUCACAAACCAGGGAAAAAAGCCUGAAGAGGAGGAAGCAGUUCAACUGCAAGAAUGUAAUCCCUGUGAGCCCACCUGUUUCUAAUGGGCCAGAAAACACAAUGGCAGUGACCCAAAGCAGGAGGCCCUCCAGCCAACUGACCUCAGCUCAUCCCAUACUGAAAGCUAUGGAGGAGAGAGCAAUUCAGCGGGCAGAACGGAGGAGGAAACUGGAAGAGGCCAAACAACAGAGAGAAGAGGAAAAACUGGCCCAGCUGAAGGCUAAAGAGGAAGCACGUCAGAGGAAGGAGGCUGAGGAAAAGAAAGUGCAACAGGAGAAAAGACGAGAGGAGAGGAGGCAGCAGAAGUUGAAAGAAUUGGAGAAGCAAAGAAGGCUGGAGAAAGUGCAGCAGCUCCAGAAAAGGGCAAAAGAUCACUAUGAGAAGGUGUUGCUGAGAAAGCUGGGAUUGCUGCCAUGGAAGAGGCUGAGGGAGGAAGCCAAGGAAAACCUGGUGGUUGCAGAAAGGCAUCAUUGCUUGAGCCUGCAGAGGAAGUGCCUGAUGACUUGGCUCCAGCACACCCAGGAGAGCCUCAUGGAGAAAGCAUCUCGGGCAGGGGACUUCUAUUCCCUCACAUUGCUCAGAAUGGGCUUCAGGAACUGGCUAAAGUACAAGGAUUAUUUUUCCACACUGGAGGAGAGAAUGAGUAACCUCCAUGCAGCCUACCUCAAGAAGAAGUACUUCUGGGCAUGGUUUGAUCUGGUCAUGGAGGAAAAAAGCACAUUAUGGGAGAAGCUGAAGAUUGCUACCAAACACAGUAACAAGAGACUUAUGCUGAGCACAUUCCAGGCUUGGAGGCAGUACCCAUUACUGAUGAAAAAGGAAAGAGAGAAAGAGGAGAGAAAGAACCAGCUACGGAGAAGAGUAGCUGAAAUUCUCCCAGACUUCCAAACAUGACAGAAGACUGCAAGCACUAGGAAAGGAGACAAAAGAAUAGACUGUUCAGUACUAUCUUCCUACCUGUGAAACAAACCUCAGGGGAAUCCCUGUCUGAUACAAAGGGUAGCUUUAACCUGAGGGAAGCUCCGUGUGGCCACUGCAGUUGUCAAAGUUGGUCAGACUAAAGGGAGGAUAUAUGGAAAGUCGCCUGUUAGUUUCACUCUGCACUUGGUCUUCAGGGAAGCCUCCCAGUGCAGAGUCCCUGGGAAUGCCUUGGCUUGUGGUAGUGAGCAGUACUGGGGCCUAGGUAACCAAAGCUCAGUGUGGGGUGUGUUUCAGGCCAUGGGCACUUCCACACAUGGGGUUGGGCACUAAAACUGAUCUGCCUUUUUUAUAGGAAGCACAGAAUUGAAACACACCUAUUUUUCCUUAAGCAGUAAUAUGGUGUUUUUCUCUUACCUCUCCUCUGUAGGAUGAAGGCUUGAUCAGAGAGUGAACAGACUUCCUUGUCAGCUGACCCAUGCUAAACCCUACAGUGAACUUUGCCACACAGUGAACAGGUUCUAGCCAACUGUGCCAAGAAGUUUUGAUGGGAGGAGGAGAGGGAAAAGUUGUUUAUCCAAAUCAUACUUGCUAAUAGUCCAGGUCACAGUAUCCAUGUACAGACAAUCUAAAACCUGGAUGUUUUUUUGAGGGAGAGUAAUUUGCAGUGCUGGCCAGCUCACAAGCAUAGUGCUUCUCUACUUUUGGUGACAAAGUGUAGUUCUGAAUUGAAGGUCUAUCCUCCUGUCUGCCCUUUUUCCAGAUAUGCUGCCUGUAGAAUUUAAGAAUGUAUUGUGUAAGUCAGGCUUGGCCUUUUCACUUGAUCUAACACCUCAAAGGAGGGAAAAAAAGAAAAAAAGGAAAAGGCAGAUUGUAUUUUAACACAAGUUAAAGCUGGCAUGAUUAAAUGAAGGCUUCUCAUCACUGUUUAACCUUAACUUGCAACAUGGUGCAGGUACUAUAAUGCAGCUAAGGUACAGUAGAUUUUGUCUUAAUAAUAGCAUAAGGGAAGAAUCUAGCAUUACUUUCCCAGUCACAAGGGUAAAGUUUUCUCCUAAGGUAAUGUAAGGAUGGAGACAGUUUACCAUUACCUAAUGCUGUAUGUGUGCAUUGAAAAUUCCCAAUAAACCCAAACCUGAAAUGAGCACAA
This is a messenger RNA of Rhea pennata, 3912 nucleotides long. It is a transcript of the gene CCDC191, whose product is annotated as coiled-coil domain containing 191. Lineage: Eukaryota; Metazoa; Chordata; Aves; Rheiformes; Rheidae. Bases 15 to 2738 code for a protein of 907 amino acids. The transcript has 17 exons. The record is from RefSeq and is a predicted model, not a curated record.